Messenger RNA from Colossoma macropomum (tambaqui), 4048 nucleotides. It is a transcript of the gene il10ra, whose product is annotated as interleukin 10 receptor, alpha. The transcript is spliced from 8 exons. Bases 222 to 1877 code for a protein of 551 amino acids. Gene Ontology annotation, molecular function: protein binding. The record is from RefSeq and is a predicted model, not a curated record. NCBI's taxonomy places the organism in Eukaryota, Metazoa, Chordata, Actinopteri, Characiformes, Serrasalmidae.
UAGGGUGAGUAAGUGUACGGAGGGGGAGUUCACAGUGUGAAUAAACAGAGCGAGUCAUUUGUCAUCACACAUUCAUAUGCGCAUCAGCUUGAGAACAAGCAGAGACUGUUAGUGGCAGACUGAGAGAUGAGAGCCAGUUUCUUUUGUGGACUGGGAUCCUGGGAUCUUGGACAAGACAGUGGUGGUCUUGUUGGAUAUGAUGCUGUUAUACUAACACAACCAUGGACAGGAACCCCUGGGUUUCAGCUCUCAUCGUGUUACUCAACUUGAUGCAUUACAUAUCAGGUGUGAUGAUGAAACCAGAAAAUGUCACAUUACACAUAUGGGAGGGCAAUGUGACUGUGACCUGGGAUCCCCCUGAGAAAAAUCCAGUUGGUUGCGUCUAUCAAGUUCAGAUGACUGACUACUCAGAAACUCCCGUAGUCUGGAAAAAUCUGUCCAACUGCAGUCUACUUAAAGCCUCUGUAUGUAAUAUUGGACAUCUAUCGAGUGACUCAGAUUUCCACGUUCGAGUUGGAGUUGUCAUGCCUCAAGGCAGCAUUUCCUGGAGUGUCAGGAAAUACAUUAAUGUUCGUAGAAGUCAACUACUCCCACCAUCUUUCAAUCUUUUGUCCACCCCAUUCUCUGUGCAAGUCAAGGUACACAGGAAGGAUGAGUUAAAAGACAUUUUUCCCUAUGGCUUGGAAUACACUGCCUCUCUGUGGCCAGUUGGGCAAGAAAACCAGACACAGACUGGUGAUGACUCUGAUGAUGAUGGUGAGAUAGAGUUCAACUUCUUGCGACCAUGGCAGGUGUACUGUGUGCGUGUGUGGGUGAAAACUGGUGCCAGCAGCUCCUCUUCGGAACAAUGCAUACAGCUUCCACUUGAUAUGACGUUGAUUAUCUGCUUUGUCUUCUUUGGACUUUUGGGCUUUGUGGCUGUCCUAAUGCUCUUUGUCUGUUGUUUCCUGAGACGUCCUAGGAAAAUGCCUGGUGCUUUGAAACCUGUUGUGAACAAAUGGCAGCCCAUGACUGUAGGAUCUGUAGAAGUGGAGACAGUCACAGACAAAGGAUGGCUACUCAUCACCAACAAAAAAGAAGAAAAGAUGCAUAUAUCAGAGGAGAAGAUUGAAUUUACUGAAGAGGAGAAAGAUCGGAGAGAAAGCCUAGACAGCGGAGUGAGCAUGGAACAACUGCAUCCAUCUGUUAGUAAUACAAGGACAGAAGGACAGACAGAAGACAUACAAGAGGACAGUGGUUGUGAAAGCUUGAAAGGAGCUGAGGGCAGUGGAAGCGUUAGGAAAGCCUCAGGAGAGCACCUUUCUCUAGAUGAGAUAAGUCAUGAUGGCAGAAGUGAGGGAAGGGAGGACAGUGGUUUGGGACUGAGCCACCGGGAGGUGUCCAGUUCUCUAGAGGGGGAAGACAGUGGACUGUUGUCUGAGGUAGUGGUGGGGGAUGGAUAUCGAAGUCAGAGUCCCUCUAGUGUGGACAUGAAAAAUGAGACUCCUGAGCCUUGUGACAUGGACACAAACAUGGCUUCCCCAUCAGGUGGAUACAGGUCUGGUCAAGUGACGUGUGUGUGUUCAGACCAUGAGUACUGUGUUUGGUGCAAAUUUAAGAAACCUUUGACUGAGGACUGUCAGUCAGUGACUCCAAUGCAAACAAACUUUAGUCAAACUAUAUGUGACACUGACGAUGCUAACUCUGUUAUCACUAGUUACCGGAAAAAGAAUCUUAUCCAGACAGUAAAUCUUUUAGGUUUGGAGGAUACACAGUCAGUGUUCCCCCAGUCAGAUAUGAGCACAGAGACUUCUCUGCUUCUCUUUUCCUGUCCUCUGCUUCUGCAAAGUGGCAAGAAUCAAGACUGCAUAACAGACACAUUCUUUCUCACUGGAUGAUGUGAAACUAACUUUUUUUCUGAGCUGCUUGUGGGUGACCUAUGUAAAUAACAUAGACUCAUGGAUUCCAUGAACAAAGCUGGAAACUUGGAAAAGUUAAGAAAAAAAACAACUCAAAAAUGGUUGUUUGAAUAAGCAUGUUUGUAAGAAUCAGAUACUCUGACUGCUACCUUUUUAACCUUUCACACAACCUUAUUCAUGGCACUGGUACAAAUUUGAGACAUCUCAUGAUCUCAUAAUCAUGGGGUGCUGCACUGCUAAACUCUACUAAUAUGCCCCUCAUGAACAUGAGAGCAAACAUCGAUCAAACGGAAGCAGAAAAAAUAACUACUGGACAAGAGACCCCAGAAUAAAUCUUUGCCCCACCAUCCUGAUAUGACAUUUCAUUACACAUGUACGUAGAGAACAUAACUGUAAAACGGCCACACUGAAUGUAUUAUGUUCUCGUUUAUAGUUGUACUCCUUUGGAGUGGGUACUAGCUAGUAAACUGAACUUUGUAGGUUUACAGUACUGCCAAAAGUUACACCACCUUUCGCUUAAAUUCUUGAUUUCAUUGGUAUGCUAAUUGUUCAUUUUUGGUCAUAUUAAUCAGGUGUGAUAGAGCGAGGAGAACACUAAACUAUGUGGUUUCAUUGCUCUUCAGCAUUUGAGACUGGCCCCCUUUGUGCCAGAUCACGCUAGAGGAUGAUAUUGUAGGUUUCUGAUAGUCUGAGCCCAUUUUGGAGAAAUAGCUAUACACAGGGCUGAGUUAGUGAAAGCUUGCAUGGAGGUCAGUACUAAAGGCCAUGUCAAACUCUAUCUAGAGGCAUGCUAUAAACUAAACGUUGCACAUGCAUGUUGUAUAUAAAUGAACAUGAUGUAUAUUACCUUCUAUUUAUUUAUGGGCAUUUUGAAGAUGCAUUUUGUCUGAAUGUAACAUACACACACAAACAAAUAAAUAUUUGUUUUUUUGGGUUAUUGACUUUUCACUUUAGAUACGUUUAUUCACAUUUUUUCCUGAAAUACAGUAGCAAACAUUUUGAUUUUAAUUUUACUAUUGGUCUUUUAUAAUGGUUAUCUUAGUUUACUAGAAUCAAAUAAUUUUCCUCCUUUUAAAAGCAAGCUUUUUUAAAUGAAACAAUUCCUUCAAGUGUAAUAAGGAAGUAAGAAACAGGCAGUGAAAAGCUUUAAGUAAACAGACUAAACUAGUAUUAAAAAAUGUGAUCAGAGAAUACAGUACAUAAUCACAGCAGUUAAAUCCCAGAUAUAUUUAGUUCUUUAAAGAUUUCUGUAAGCAGUACAAUUUUAAUAUGAUACUGAGUAGAACCUGAUAUAUUUCAAAAUUUUUCAGUAACACACUCAUUUCUACUUUCAAGCAAAUGAACAAAUACCAAGAUUAUAGAGAAAUGAAGUGGGUGGGGGGUUCCUGUGGUCCUGUGUUUUACGUUAUUACAGACACCAUGUUUGGAGAAAGAUUCUUUCUUGAGAAAAGUUGCUAUGACUGAUAUAAGAACUUGUUUAUGUCCAACUCUAUACUAUUCAAACAGACCUUCCAGACUAUUUGAGUACAUGGCCUUGUACCAGACUAGGAGCAAACUGUUGCAAGCAUUAAGGAUGCAAAUCAGAUUCCCUUGUGACAUCAUAUUUAUUGAUGGAACUCAAAGACAUUGUGCCUACUUUCAAAAAUUCAUCUUUGUUAUACCUAUGAAUCAGUCCUAGUCACCAUCAGAGCUUUUACUCUGUAACAAAUUUUAAAAUGUGUAAAAGCAUACUUUGUUUAAUUGACAUAUCAUUUGUAUAAAAGUAUAACUAUAACUGCUUUGACAUGCUGCAGAUAUUUAUGAUUAUAUUUUCCCCUCUUUUUGAAAACCAACUUGUGGUCAUCUCUGGUUUGGUUUGGGUCUAUUAUUUACAGUUAGGUUUUCUCAUUUUCUACAUGGAAAAUGAUUGUAAUUAUUUCUUAAGCAAGCCAUUAGAAAACAGGGAAUAAGAAAAUACACACCACUAACAGUUUUGCUACUAGUUUUGGUGGCGCAGGAGAUGUAAUCAACACUAUCAUCUGGAAUUUAUGGGUAAAUAAGGUGGCGCCAAAGGAGUUCACCACUUCCUAUCGUAGAAACCACGUUCUAUGGAGCACGCCACAUUCGGUAGAUAACAGAUGAAAUAAAAUGAUAUGCUGACUGACGACUAA